Molecule: messenger RNA, 1229 nt
Organism: Naegleria gruberi
Lineage: Eukaryota; Heterolobosea; Eutetramitea; Acrasida; Naegleriidae
Exons: 2
Coding region: 159-1229 (356 amino acids)
Source: RefSeq, a predicted model, not a curated record
CAUGCAGCUCGUUCCUUUACUGUUGCGGAUUUGAAUCACAUGAUAUUCCAAUUGAACAAGUAUCAAAGAGUUUUGUUUUUGUUCAACUCGAUUUUUCAUACAAAUUAAUAUUUGCUGGUGAUCGGAAAUUUUGUUUCGUGUUGCCCGAUGAUCGGUUGAUGAUGUUGAGACCCAUUCACGAUACAUAUAAAACCGAACAUGCAACCACUGAAAAUCACACUCUUGAGGUGUAUAAUUAUCCCGAAAUGACAUUCCUUAAGAAGGUGGAAUGCAAGGGAAUGAUUGUCGAUAUUGAAAAGUACAUUCCUGAGAAGGUUCAAUUUAUUCCUGGUCAAUAUUUUAGAAAUUAUUCGGACUUUUAUAUUGUGGAUCGGUGGAAUAGACAUGUGUUGAAAUUGGGAUCAACAUUGGAAUUUGUGAAUUUCUUGACAUUGGAACAGGAGGCGAUCAAGAUUAUUACAGGACCUGUUUCUCCCUAUUUUUUGGUUCAAUUCAAAGAUUGGAAAAUUGUGGAUCUGAGUGGGAAAUUACAAACCACAUUAAAUUAUCCACAGGUUGAAAUCAAGUGUGGAAGUGCUACAAACACAGGUAUUGUGCUAGUGGAUAAGUUUGAUAAUAUUCAUGUUUAUGAAUCUUCAGAGUAUAUUAAGCGAGAGCUGGGUAUAAAUUCAACACUGGAAAAUGAUCACAUUUUAGGUCCUAAAUUUGAAUCAGUAACCAAAUCAGUGAUGGGACCUAUUGCUGAUGUACAAUGUGGUUUUUUCCAUUGUGUUUUCAGAACAUGGGAUGGACGAGUAUUUGCUGCAGGUUUUGACAAUUUAAAUCAAAUUACUUUUGGUAUUAACAUGGAUGGUCAACCCAAUUUUAUGGAACAAUCAAACCUUUUGAACUUGGAUUCUUGUAUUCGAAUUGGAUGUUUUUCUCGAGGUCACUAUCUCAUCAAUGCAAAGAAUGAUGUAUUUUUUGUGGCUGAAAUGUUUGGCGACUUUAAAACUGCAUUCACUCACAAAAAGUAUAGUUUCGUCCAGGUGAUGAAUUUGGACGAAAUUGCUGUUCGAACAAGAGAAUUAAGAAAUGGAGCAGCUUACAAUUCUGUUGUGAAUGCAGGUUGGCAUUGCUGUGUUGCUUUCGAUCAUAGACAUUCAGAAAAACCCUCUCGUUUCAGAAAUAGACUCUAUGAUUGUUACACUGGUUGUAAAGUUUCAGAUAUUUCCAUAUCUUUCCAAUAA